This is a messenger RNA of Drosophila novamexicana, 1535 nucleotides long. RefSeq names its product E3 ubiquitin-protein ligase TM129. The coding region runs from base 313 to 1515 and encodes 400 amino acids. The record is from RefSeq and is a predicted model, not a curated record. Gene Ontology annotation, biological process: protein ubiquitination. The transcript is spliced from 2 exons. Gene Ontology annotation, cellular component: membrane; endoplasmic reticulum. Gene Ontology annotation, molecular function: ubiquitin protein ligase activity. NCBI's taxonomy places the organism in Eukaryota, Metazoa, Arthropoda, Insecta, Diptera, Drosophilidae.
UUCAUAAUGGAUUAUGGAAUAUACCUUAUUCCGCUGCUACCACUCUUGAUAGCACUGAGGAUUUCAAAAAAUCAUCAGGAUACCCUUAGCUAUGAUCAACCGAGGAACUACAAAACAAUUUGAAAUUGACAGCAAUAUGUCAGUCGCGCUCAAACAAAAAAACGGAAAUUCAAACUCAUCGAUUUAUCGACCACAGCGAAUGCAACUCUGUGUACGCGACACAUCAACAACAAUUGCGCAUCUCUAAUUUAGACCCUGGACUUGUAUAUUUUGUUACUGGUUUUUCUUGAAUUUUUCAAAAUUUUUCGCAACAUGGAUGAGUCGGAACUGCUCUUCAAUUUGUUCUACUUCCUAUUGUGCAUGUGCGUCAUUUAUCCGCCCGAGGAAUUUCAGCGUCUGGGCUUUACAAUCGAGCAGGUGUUCUCCCGAUUCCUGGGAGAGGAAUAUCGUGAUUUUGUUGGCUACCAUUUGCGCCGCACAUCACUCAAUCUCUUCGUACACAGCUGCCUGCCCGUCACCUAUUUCCUCAUACACAGAUUGAAGUUUUCAGUUUUUGCCACACAACAACCGCUCGAAGAUAAUGAGCUUGACCCGGAUUUUCCCAUGCCACAGGAGGCAGUGGCUUUUAAAACACUCACCUGGAAAAUGGCGCAACGCUUCAGCGUGCUGGCUGUAUUAGCCGUGCCGGCUCUGAUCUUCAAUUGGCAUCAGCAAAACUGGCGCCGACAUCCCAUAAACAAAACACUGGCCAAAUACUCGAAUACUCCAGGCAGUUACAGCGUCGUAGCCAGCGAUAUUGGCACCGAGUUCCGUCGCCAGGAUAUUUACAAAAAGAAACUCAACUCCAUUAGCAUGGUGAUUGCCACAGAGAACUGGAUUAUCAAAACAACCAUGUAUAAUGUCAACUUUGCUCACCAAGCCAACACUUCACUUAGCGUUGCCAAGGCGGAAACUUACAAUAUAUCGCACCACGAUCAGAACGAUACCUUGCAAAUGAUUAGCAUUGUUGUGCGACCGAUGCGUCAAGGCGUUUCUGAUUUUAACAUUCGCAUCAAUGCAUUGGAAUUCCGUAGUUUGGAGGAUCGCCUAAGACGUCCUAUUACCAUACCCUCUAACAUACAAUUCCAUCGAAGCGUCAUCGAUCGCUUUGUGGAUGUAUUCAAAACGCAGGUGGCACUCAAUCCAAUCUUUAGCUCGGAGCCCAUUACAGACAAGUGCUUUGCCUGCAUGCUAGCCGAGCCCAACAUCAAGAUAAACAAGCAAUGCUCCGAUUUGAAUCGGGCAGGCGCGCCUCUAACAGAUGAGGCAUGCUGCUCCAAUUGCUAUUGUCGGCCCAUGUGGUGUGUGGAGUGCUUGGCGCGCUGGUUUGCAGCCCGCCAGAGUGACAUCGAUCGCGAGGUAUGGCUAGAACAGAAGUGCACAUGUCCCAUGUGUCGUGCCAAAUUCUGUGUGCUAGAUGUGAGCUAUAUAAGAGCGACAGUGGCGACCAACGAGAACGACGAUGAUGCCUCAUGAUUCAGUUAAAUGAAUUAAAC